Messenger RNA from Neurospora tetrasperma FGSC 2508, 1219 nucleotides. RefSeq lists its product as uncharacterized. Lineage: Eukaryota; Fungi; Ascomycota; Sordariomycetes; Sordariales; Sordariaceae. The transcript has 2 exons. Gene Ontology annotation, biological process: translation. The coding region runs from base 117 to 1076 and encodes 319 amino acids. The record is from RefSeq and is a predicted model, not a curated record. Gene Ontology annotation, cellular component: mitochondrion. Gene Ontology annotation, molecular function: ribosomal large subunit binding.
CAACUCGAAGCUCCAUGACCAUCACGGUUCGCGAAGCUUCAUCAUUUUGUUUCGCAACAUCAACUAACCCACUAACUUUCUAAGGGGAAAACACCAUCUCUCACCAAUUGUUCACCAUGAAGUCCUUCCGCGCCGCCAACGCGCUUCUGCGCACCAACUCUGCUGCCUCGAAUGCCAUCUCCCGCGCCGCCGCCCCUCUAGUAACCGCCUCCGGCUCUCCCGCCUGCCAAUGCCUCCUCACCACCCCCCGCACGACCCUCCCUCAGACUCCCUUGACCGUCCGCCCCUUCUCAACAACCCCCAUCCGCCCCGGCAAAAAAGACAAGAAACCCAAGCGCGGCGGCAGCAACGAAGAAGCUGAAGAGCCGCCCGCCCGUGGAGGAAAGAAAGACAAGAAGGGCUCUUCUAAAAACAGCUCCUCCUCCCCCGCAGAAGAGUCAUCAUCCUCCAGCAACGACCCCAAAGACCCCAACCGCCCCAUCCCCUCCCCCGAAACGCCCUACGACCUCUCCGACCUAACCUACGCCUUCGACCGCGCCGACAAGCACUACCUCGACGCCCUCAAGACCUUCCGCUCCGGCUCGCGCUUCUCCGCCGACUCCAUCGGUUCCUUACCCAUCUUCCCCGACAAGAAAGAUACUUCCCUCUCUUACCCCCUGCGCGACCUAGCAACAGUCGCACAAGUCUCGGGCUCAGGCCGCAAAUGGUCCAUCCUGUGCUUUGACGAGUCGUCUGUAAAACCUAUUAUGAGCGCGGUACAAAAGUCCCCGGACUUUAACCAGCAGCCGCAAAGAAGCGAAGAGAACCCCUUGGAGCUGACGAUUACCGUGGAGCCGGAACGGGCGGAGGAUCUCCAAAAGAGAGUGAAGGAGCUGUGUCAGCUGUGGAGAGAUAAACUUAGGGCGGAGACCCAUAAAAGAGAGGCGGUGCAUAAGAAGUGGAAGCAGCAGGAGAAGAUAUUGGAUGAUGAUGUCAAGGCACUGAAGACCAAGGUGCAGAAGUUGCAGGAUGAGAGGAUGAAGGCGGUGGCGGCGAGGGAGAAGGAGGUUUGUAAUGCGGUGAUGGCUAGGAAGUGAGGACUUGGGGGAUAAGAGAUUCUUGUGGGUGUGUAUUAUUAUCUUUGUGUGUUUGUGUGGUUUCGGACAGUGUCGAGAUGGGAGUCGGAAUACCAUUGCGUUUAUACCGUAGUUGCUUGAGACUUUAAGUUCAGAGUUCGUGU